AUGCUAAAGUGUGAGAGGGAGGAGGCCGAGGCUCUGACAAAGAGCGUCAGGUGGAGCUCUCAGAGUCGCAGAGCCGCAGAGCAGAAUGGCGAGCAAACAACAAAGAUAUAUAAAGCGGGUGCUGUUCCGCUCCGAUGGCAAGGCCCUCAAGCAUACCGUUUUCCUACAACCACCUUUACAAGACUUGAAAUCCCCGAAUACCUCGAACCGAAAAGCUCUUCCUACGGCUUCACCAUGCGCCUCACCGUCAUCGCGGUCAUUGCCAGCGCGCUUACUCUCGUCACUGCAUCCGUCACCCCCGAUCGACUGGACGCUAGAUCCUGCAAAACGGGUUGUAGAUGUGCACCCGGUACAAAACCGGGACAAUACUGCGGCUGUGAGACUCAGGUUGUGAAAUAUGGCCCCGGUGGAGACGGACGGGAUUUCUAUGAAUGUGACGGAACCAAGUGCUGCCGAUAUGGCCCGCGGGAUAUAUGCAUGACCUGUCAUCGUUGA
Messenger RNA from Coccidioides immitis RS, 495 nucleotides. RefSeq lists its product as uncharacterized. The transcript is spliced from 2 exons. Lineage: Eukaryota; Fungi; Ascomycota; Eurotiomycetes; Onygenales; Onygenaceae. The record is from RefSeq and is a predicted model, not a curated record. The coding region runs from base 1 to 495 and encodes 164 amino acids.